AUGACUAAAUUCAAACUAAAUCAUUGGGUCACCAUGAGAAUCAGUGUUGCCAUAGUAACUCUGCUGCCUAUUUGCACAACAAUACCAAACAACAGUCAGUGGCAAAGACAAAUUCUAGCUUCAACAGAAAUUCCUGCUGAACAUAUUGACCCUGGUUCCAUUGACUUGACUCCGUUAAUAAACACACUCCUUAAUGCUUCACAUGCAGGUUCUGAGCAUUUGUUCUCUGUUCUGAGUGUGACAUCACACAGCUCUCUUGCACUGCACAAAAUCACCCUGCUGGUCUACAACAUCUCUAGUUUUCAGGACUUUGAGACCAGUAUGCUUCCUCUGAAAUACUGCUACUGUGUGACAAACAAAACCAAUGACCUCACAGAUUUUACAGCCAUACUGCUGGAUGUGAUGGGGAACUCAACUAGCUACCUGCAGGAGCUGUUUAAAUCUAGCUCUAUUCUCUCAGUUAGCCAGAUGAGGAGCUCAGACUGUAUCUACAUCUGUGUAAUGGCUGGAAAAACAGACAUAAACCAGACCGAGCUGUGGGAUUCUGUUCCUCCACUGUAUAACCAGACUAUUAUAGAGCAAACACACACAGCUACCACUACUGCCGCUACACCUCAUGCUACUUUAACUGUGCCAACCACAGUUCACAUGACUGCAGUAGCAGCUGAGUUGAAUACUACUAGUACUACACUUACAACAGUUCCCACAAUAACAGUGCCUGUUAGUGUUCUCAUCCCAACAUCAGACACCGUUCCAACAGCAACUCAAACACCGCCAGGACCUUCAGCCAUUCCUGGACCUUCCAUGACAACCACAUCUACUAUGGGUCCAAUGCCGCCAGACACAUCAACAGAAAUAUCAGCAUCAAUUCCUGUGAAAACUGCUACAACAAAAAACAGUCCAGCUACCAGCAGAACCCCUCUUGACAGACCAGGCAAGCAUAUUUGAGGUUGCCCUUGGCGAUCUGAGCUUAUCUACAGAGGAAGUCAGAGAGCAGACCAGAAAGAAUAUCUGGAUGUAGACCCGAGUGAGAACCUAAGUCCAACCAUCAGCACAAUAAAGCUGCAGCCAUGUGUACUUGAGCUGUGCAAGUUUUUCUCCCAGUGCCUCUGCAGAGGAUUCAGCCAGAAAAUUAGUCUGCAGAGAUACUGCACAGACAGUCAUUUUUGGUAUGAAAAACACACAGUGGAGGUCUGCAAUCGUGUCAAAAGAAUCGCCUUCUCCAAGAGUCUGAAGCAGAGGUGCCUGGAGAAGAUGUGUGUUUAA
Tachysurus vachellii is the source of this 1266-nucleotide messenger RNA. RefSeq names its product HERV-H LTR-associating protein 1. NCBI's taxonomy places the organism in Eukaryota, Metazoa, Chordata, Actinopteri, Siluriformes, Bagridae. The record is from RefSeq and is a predicted model, not a curated record. The transcript is spliced from 12 exons.